This is a messenger RNA of Lactuca sativa (garden lettuce), 1240 nucleotides long. RefSeq names its product homeobox-leucine zipper protein HAT22. NCBI's taxonomy places the organism in Eukaryota, Viridiplantae, Streptophyta, Magnoliopsida, Asterales, Asteraceae. Gene Ontology annotation, biological process: regulation of DNA-templated transcription. Gene Ontology annotation, molecular function: DNA-binding transcription factor activity, RNA polymerase II-specific; sequence-specific DNA binding. The record is from RefSeq and is a predicted model, not a curated record.
UUUAUUCAUUUCAUUAUUAAUCAUCAUAACCCACACCCCACAUCCCAACCAAUUAUUUCCCUUACCUUCUUAUAUUUCCUCUCGUCCUUUCUCAACCAUCUUCAUCAAUUUUCUUAACAAUCCCUCAUCAUAAAACCUUCCGAAAAAUGGGUCUUGUCUUAGAAUUAGGUCUUAAUUCUUCAUCAUCAUCCAUGGCGGAAAACACCUCCAUCAACCCCACGAAGAAGCCUUGCAGCAGCCUGAGUUUUGAGCCCUGUUUAACCUUGGCUGUUUCCGGCGAUCUCGACCACCUUAAGAAACCUCCAUGUGUAGGCGGUGGUGUUGGUGGUGGUGGUGAUUUGUACCGACAGGACAGCCUUAGUGGUGGUUGUUCGUCGUUCUCAGUCGCGAGUGUAAGUGUUAAGAGGGAAAGAGAGGUGAAGAGUGAAGAUUCAGAGAGGGUUUCACGUGUUUUUCGCACAAGCGUUCAUGAACACGAAGUUGAUGAUGAUGAUGAUGCAACUGUUAAUGGUAGGAAGAAACUCAGGCUUACGAAAGCUCAAUCUGUACUUCUUGAAGAAGCCUUCAAACAUCAUAGUACUUUGAACCCUCAGAAACAAAAGCAAGAGCUUGCACGGGAGCUAAAGUUGCGACCUAGGCAAGUCGAAGUUUGGUUCCAGAAUCGAAGGGCAAGGACAAAGCUGAAGCAAACGGAAGUGGAUUGUGAAUACUUGAAGAAAUGUUGUGAAGCAUUAAAGGAAGAAAACAGUCGACUUCACAAAGAGCUUCAAGAACUGAAGGCACUAAAACUGUCAACUCAGCCACUGUACAUGCAGCUGCCGGCGGCCACCCUUACCAUGUGUCCGUCUUGUGAACGCAUCGGAGACACCACUUCGUCCACCAAGAGCCGCCCAUUUACUAUGGCUCCAAAACCACAUCUCUUUAAUCCAUUCGCUAAUUCAUCUGCAGCCUGUUAAUUAAUUAGUUUUUUCUUCAGUGUUAAUUAAUUAAUUAAUGAUAUAGUAUUACAUACUAAAACUAAUCAUCCAUGCACAACCCUUUGUCUUUUUUUUAGAGUUAAGGGCUUGCAUGAUUAGUGGGAGAUUAAUCAAUUAAUUACUUAGUAUUAAAUUAUUUUUGUAGAAUAUUAUAUGUAUUUCUACAGAUUGCUUUCUUUUCCACAUUUUAUAAUUAUUUUAUGUAUGUUUGUUUGUAUAAAGGAUUAUAUGUCAAUGAAAUUAAAGGAAUAUAUAUUUUUUAA